GUGCAGUAUGCAGAAAUUCCCCACAUUUGUUCACUUUAACAAAACGACUCCAAGAAUAUAACUUUGAGUGCCUAGUUAUAAUGCGAUUAGAAGCCAAAAGGAACCAUUAAAUUUUGUCUGCUUUUGUGGGCUGUUGGGUUUGCAUCUGAAAGUAUUAGAUUAGCAUCAGCAGGAUGAAGUUGAAGUGUUCAUGGAAGCCAGCAUUUCCAUGGUUUGGAAUGGACAUCGGUGGUACUUUAGUAAAGCUUGUAUACUUUGAGCCGAAAGACAUCACUGCAGAGGAGGAGCAGGAGGAGGUGGAGAAUCUGAAGAGCAUACGCAGGUACCUCACGUCCAACACAGCCUAUGGUAAAACUGGCAUCCGCGACGUGCACCUGGAGCUGCGCAACCUGACCAUCUGCGGUCGCACAGGGAACCUGCACUUCAUCCGCUUUCCCACCGCCGCCAUGCACAGAUUCAUCCAGAUGGGCAGAGAUAAGCACUUCUCUAGCUUGCACACCACACUCUGUGCCACCGGCGGCGGAGCUUACAAGUUUGAGAAUGACUUCAGGACGAUGGCAGAUUUGGAACUCCUGAAGUUGGAUGAGCUGGACUGUCUGAUCCAGGGCCUGCUGUACAUUGACUCUGUGGGUUUUAAUGGUCAUCCUGAAUGCUACUACUUUGAAAACCCAUCUGAUACACAGAACUGCAUCAAGAGACCCUGCCGCCUUGACAACCUUUUCCCCAUGUUGCUGGUCAACAUUGGCUCAGGCGUCAGCAUUCUGGCUGUGAACUCCAAGGACAACUACAAGCGUGUGACAGGCACCAGUCUUGGCGGUGGGACUUUUUUGGGUCUCUGUUGCUUGUUGACGGGUUGUGAGACGUUUGAAGAGGCACUUGAGAUGGCCAGUAAAGGGGACAGCACUAAUGUGGAUAAACUGGUGAAGGACAUCUAUGGUGGCGACUACCAGCGCUUCGGCCUACAGGGCUCUGCAGUGGCUUCAAGUUUUGGUCACAUGAUGAGCAAAGAGAAAAGGGACAGCAUUUCUAAAGAGGAUUUAGCCCGAGCGACACUGGUCACCAUCACUAACAACAUCGGCUCCAUCGCACGCAUGUGUGCAGUCAAUGAGAAAAUUGAACGGGUUGUUUUUGUUGGGAAUUUUCUACGUAUAAACACAGUGUCAACAAAGCUCCUUGCCUAUGCUAUGGACUUCUGGUCCAAGGGCCAGCUGAGGGCCCUCUUCCUUGAACAUGAGGGGUACUUCGGAGCGGUUGGUGCUUUUCUAGAGCUGCUGAAGUCGUCUGAAGAUGCAUAAAAGAAAGUUCUUAUCGCCUCUGAUUAUCCAGAAGCUGCUUUACGACUUCCACACAGAAGCUCCAACAGGAAAACUGGGAACACUGGGAAAUCUGAAAGAUGCCAUUUAUAGUUAUUAACCUGUAAAUAUCCCUUGAAAAUAAGAUUUUAAACAAUAUUUUUAUGAGUAACUUAGUCUCCCUCAGAGUUUUGAGCCUUGUUGUACACACGUUUUCCAGUUGUUCUUUUUCUUUUGUACUGUUUGUAAAUAUAAGUGUGUAAUGAACAGGGAGAGUUUACGGAUGGCCAAAUACUGCUGUGUUUAAGUUUUGCUAUCGCUGACCUACUACCAUGUGAGAGAAUAUUCAACCUUCCUGUUUGUUGUCUCUGAACCUGUUCAGAGUAAUGGUUCUUUUGGAGUCUUUUUUGUGUUCAACUGCUGUCCAGACUCCAAAUCAUAUCAAACAAUACUCUAGAUCAGAUAUUAUCCUAGGUGCUGUGUUAGAUGUGUCCUUAGCUAUUUUAGUCAGGAAUCCUGUAAGUUAGGAAAAAUGCUAGUCUCUAUUUCCAGUUGCCUCUAAUUUUACUUUUCAUCUUCAUUACUGUUAAAGGAAUAAUUACUUUUGAAAACAGGCUCAUAGAUGGAAAAUAAAAAGUUUACAUUUUUUAGGAUGAUACAUCUAAGAAGUGUACUUGUAUCAACGUAAUGAUCAAGGUACUUCGCUGCAGUACCAUGGCUGCAGCAGGUACUAUUAUAUUACCCAUCGUUGCCCCUGCUGCAGCCAUGAUAUGACAGCAAAGUUUCUUGAUUUUUAUGCAAGAAUAAGAGUAUAGUUUCUAGAUGUAUGAGCCUAGAAAAGGGCAAUUUCCGGUCCAGGUUAAAAGUAAGCUUUAAGUAGUAAAAUUAUUGAAAAUCUUUGACCACUUCUGAGCAAGAUGCUAAUGGUCUAAUCCAAUACAAUGAUCUAUGCUAAGCUAAGCUAAAAGUGCUCCCACCAGACCCAAAGAUCGGCUGAAUGGAUUCAGAAAUGGUCAGACUCGCCUGUUUAACUAUAAGAGAGUUGUAAAAUUAGUUUGUUUCCAAAAAAGCUGAAUAAUUCUUUACAGUUUUCCAUUCAUUUAUGCAUGUCAGCAAUCGAAUAAAUCAGUUCACCAUUUCAUUUUUACCAGAAUAGGUUAUAAAAUGUGUGUCAACUGAUUCACGUAAAGCCUUUCAUUUUAAAAGGAUGCACAGAAAGCUCAGGGUGUCUCACUUUUAGAUUUGAGAGGGAAUACUAUGGGACCAAGUGGCCAAUUUGACACUUCAUAUUGAAAGCUCCUAUAUAAUCCCACAUUUUUUAUUUUUCUCCAGUUUUGCUUCUUAUAUUUUUUUUUAAUUCUGCCUUUUCCCAUUCGUCUUUCUAUCUUACUCAAAGCUGCUUCAUUCAGAAUGCAUGCAGUUAUCUUCAUGCACCUCCUCUUUGUUAGUUGCCUUCCUCUUGUCUGUGGUUUGAAAAAUGGUACUGACAGUGCUCAAAGUUUCAGAGAAAUGGCAAAAUAGAAAUAUUAAAUCGUUAUGACAGCAAUUACCCACAAACCCCCUUUCCUCGUCCUUUCAAAAACCAAACAUGAUUAGACGGUUCAAAGACUCAGCCAUUGUGUUUUCAUUGUAGUGCCAAACUGAGAAUGGGAGUCCAAUCAUGCAUUCCUGCUUUGCCAGGCUUUGUAUCACAAUGCAUCUCUCAAAUAUUAAGUAUACUUGAAAGGAAAUUCAGGAUGUCAUCAAAAAUCAAAACACCACCGAUCUUCCAGUCAUUUCUGUUGUCAGACCUCUGUCUUACAGUAUAUGCCUUUUAUGUGGUUGCAUUUGUCUUUUGUUUCGUCUUGCAUUCGUUUUUUGCAUUUUAAUAUUUUUAGUUUUUUCAAAGAAUGAGUUCAAUGUCAUUUUUAAAAGAAAAUCUAAAAAAGAAAAUUGUUGGGGACCUCAAAAAGUGUUCAUGUUCACCUCUUUUGGGGUUUAAUUAAUUGCUUAAAAUGUUGUGUACAUUUUACAGUAUUUAACUAUGACUUUUGUUGGCCUUUAAUAUUUGGCAUUAAUCUAUUUACAGCACAUUCUGUGUACAAUAUUUUGCUGAGAUUCACAAACAUUGUAAUUUUUAUUUACGUUUUAUGAGUACUAAUAUAUUAUUUGUUCCUUUUGAUUUUAAUGUUUUAGGAAAACUACCAAGUUUAAAACCCUCAUUCUAGAUUUGGAUGUUCUGAUUACAAAUAUAUCAGUAUGACAGCAGUAUCUCAUAUAGACAAUUAACAUUCACACACAUUGUACUUUUUUAAACAGUUUGUUCUUGUCACACAAUGUUAGCAAGAUGCAAGUGUGAGCAUAUAUCAAAGAGUUCAAGCCUGUUUAACUGCACUUCGUAAGUCUAUACAUUAAACAGAGCUGUCACCUGUUGUGUCUGUAGUA
Molecule: messenger RNA, 3716 nt
Organism: Danio rerio (zebrafish)
Lineage: Eukaryota; Metazoa; Chordata; Actinopteri; Cypriniformes; Danionidae
Gene: pank1a
Product: pantothenate kinase 1a
Biological process (GO): coenzyme A biosynthetic process
Cellular component (GO): cytosol; cytoplasm
Molecular function (GO): ATP binding; pantothenate kinase activity
Source: RefSeq, marked validated